This is a messenger RNA of Scomber japonicus (chub mackerel), 1659 nucleotides long. It is a transcript of the gene tchp, whose product is annotated as trichoplein, keratin filament binding. The record is from RefSeq and is a predicted model, not a curated record. Bases 73 to 1602 code for a protein of 509 amino acids. Gene Ontology annotation, cellular component: keratin filament. The transcript is spliced from 12 exons. Gene Ontology annotation, biological process: apoptotic process. Lineage: Eukaryota; Metazoa; Chordata; Actinopteri; Scombriformes; Scombridae.
AGAAAUGCAAAAAGGCGUCUGAAUUCAACAAGUAUCAGGAGGGGACAAUCCACUAAACAUCUGUGAAGGUCCAUGGCUCAGCCAUACUUCUCUGCCCAUGCGCCCAGUCGGUCCCGGGUGCUGGCCAGACAGCAAGCCCAGCAGAGGGAGCAGGAAGCCCGGUUGCGGCAGCAGUGGGAGCUGCAUGCUCGGUACUUCCAGCAGCAGAAUGUCCGCAGUAUGAAACAGGCUGCGUGGAGCUCCCACCACUCCUACCAUCAGAGUAUGUCAGCAUACCAUAAUCAGAGAGUGAAGGAGGAGAAGAGAGUGAAUCUGGAGCAGCGCAGGAAUCGACUCAGGGCAAUGCUGGAAGAGGAGCAAAAGCAACUGGAGGCAGAGCUCCGGCAAGUGGUCCCGGACAGGAGCACUUUGACAAGUCAGUUAGUGCAAAAAACUGAUGAGCUCCGUACAGCGAGAGAGGAAAGAAGAAAAAAGCUUGCACAAGAGCUGCUGAAGGAGCACUGGAAGAAAAACAACACAGAGUUGCGAAAGGUUGAGUCGGCAUUACAUAAAGAUCAUGUUGUCGGCCAGUGGCAAGAGCAGAUAUCUGAGAAGAAACAGCAAGAAGAGGCAACGCAGGAGGAGAAGAGGUGGUUUGCAAAUGAGUAUGAGAGGACCAGAAAAGAGGCUCUGGAGAGGAUCAAAGAAGCGGAGGAGAAAAAGAAAGGAGAUGAGCGUCAGAGAGCAGAAGAACUUUGCAAGCAGAUGGAAGAACUGAAGCUGAGGGAACAAGAGGCGACUCGUCUAAAGAAGGAACAAGAGGCUCUGCUGGCCCAGCAGUGGGAGCUGGAGAAGAUAGAGGAAGAGAGGAGAAAGUUGGAGGAAAGGCGAAAGAAGACUGAGAUGGGGCGUUUCCUGAUCCGACAGUAUCGUGCUCAGCUGAGGAGGAGAGCCCAGCAGGUGCAGGAGGAACUGGAGGCUGACCGCAAGAUCCUGGCAGCCAUGCUGGAAGGAGAGCAAGACGACAGAAGGCUGGAGACCGAGCGAAGAGAAAGAGCUAUUGCUGAUGCUGCCUGGAUGAAGCGUGUGAUUGAAGAGCAGCUUCAGUUAGAGAGAGAGAGGGAGGCUGAGUUUGAAAUCCUUCACAGGGAAGAAGCUCAACAUGUGUGGGAGAAACGAGAGGCACAAUGGGAAAAGGAGAGGAAAGCCAGAGAGCGGCUCAUGCGUGAGGUACUUGUGGGGAGACAACAGCAGCUGGAUCUGAAGAUGCAGAAGAACCGUGAGGCUCAGGAGGAGUCCCUGAAGAGACGAGAAGAGCUGAUCCAGGAGCUGGAGACGGAGAGGGAGUUCAGACGCCGGGAGAAACAGCAAGAAGAGAGCCGCAGAACAGCACGGAUGCAGGAGAUAGAUGCUCAGGUGGAGCAGCGGCUCCAAGAAAAGUGGGAAGAGCAGCACAGGGUAGAGCAAGAGGAGGAGGAGGAAAGGGAGGCUCUCAGAAUCAAGGAGGAGGAGCUGAGGCUGGAGAUGGAGAGUAUGGCCAAGAAAGGGUACCAGGAGAAGGUAAAAGAUAAAAAUCAAGUUGCCUGUUAUGUGAAUGAGUUCUCAGAGGAGACAGGAUACUGAAUGUUGUGUUUACAAACUGUCUCCCUCUCAGAUUCACAGCAGACCUCGAACAGCCUG